CUAACCUUAAAAAGCUAAGCUCAUCCGUAUCACGUUCCGGCUUGUCAUUCCGCCGACGGGCGCCACCAGCCACCUCACCUGAGUCAGCCGAAAGCUUCAGAUUCGAGCGUCUCAGUCACCCAGAUUCCCAAUUCAGCUGCACGUACUCAGUCAUGGAAAAUUUAGUUGAGUCAAUCGCUUCCAUUGAUUCAUCAGUGACAACUUCAUCAACCAAGCGUCGAGUUCAGAUCUUCCGAGAUGAGAUUCCGUCUAUUCUGAGCGUUUCAGAAAUGACGACUGAGAUUGCAUCUAUGUUGGUAGAUUUAAUUUUCAAGACGUUGUUUAUUUAUGAUGAUCGAAGUUCAUGGAAAGCAGUAGAUGAUUUAGUAAUAAAAUGUCUGAGAGAAGUAGCAUUUAUGAAGAGUUUUGCAGCAAUCCUUGUACAGGUUAUGGAAAAGACUGUAAAGUUUCAGUCACAUAUAGUCUGUCACAGACUUUGGAAGUGGUCCUGUUUCCUCCUGACUGAAAGCGAGUUUAUCUUAGCAUCAAAGAGUGCAUUUUGUAGAGUAGCUCAAGUCCAAGCAUCAAUUCUCCAUAUUGGCAUGCAAGGAUCACCUCGUGUUAGAAGAGCUUGCAAACAAUGUGUUUUCUUUUUGUUCUCGAAGUCACCUCAUAUUUAUGAGAGUUAUAUGGAAGAACUUAUAAAUUCAAGGAUUCCAUAUAAGGAUUGUCCCGAAAUUCUUCUGUUGAUGCUAGAAUUCUCAACACUCAAAUCAUCUCUAUUUGAUAAGUGGAAGCAAACAUUUCUUGAUAUGUACACCAAAUCAGUUCUAAAUGCAAGAGAAAAACCACCCAAGGACCUCAGUCAGGCGUUUGUUCCAUUAUUUGCUCGUCUGUCUCAUGAAGAUUUUCAAAAUACUGUUAUCCCACUGUCUGUCAAGAUGUUAAAACGAAACCCCGAGCUUAUUUUGGAAUCGGUUGCAGUCCUAAUGCAGUCGGCCAAACUUGACCUGAGCAAAUAUGCUCUGGAGAUGCUUUCAGUGGUGUUAACACAGGCAAGGCAUGCUGACGAAGGAAGAAGAACUACUGCCUUAUCUAUAAUACGAUGCUUGAGCACGAAGUCUAGCAGUCCAGAUGCUCUAGAAGAAAUGUUCAAUGCAGUCAAAUCUGUAUUGGGAGGUUCUGAAGGAAGGCUUACGUUUCCUUACCAGAGAGUUGGUAUGAUCAGUGCACUGCAAGAAAUGUCCAAUGCCUCUGAAGGAAAAUAUUUUACCAGCUUAUCAAGGAAUGUUUGUAGCUUUCUUUUAUGUUGUUAUAAGGAUGAUGGCAAUGAAGACGUAAAGCUUGCAGUUCUAGCUUGUUUUGCUUCUUGGUUAUCAAGGUGUGCGGAUGCCAUUGAUCAAGAUGUUGUUUCCUUCAUUGCAUCUGGGCUGAAAGAUAAGGAAACAUUGAGGAAAGGCCAUCUUCGUUGUGUCCGACUAAUUUGCAAAAACAUUGAUGCCGUUCCUCGGAUUUCAUCUUUGCUGGCACCUCUUCUCCAGCUUGUUAAAACAGGUUUCACCAAAGUAGCACAACGAUUGGAUGGAAUUUAUUCACUUUUCUGUGUGGCAAAAAUUUCUUCCAUAGAUGUUAAAGCAGAUGAGAUUGCAUCGAAGGAAAAGAUUUGGUCUUUAAUAUCACAGAAUGAGCCUUCAUUGCUACCAAUUUCUAUGGUCUCAAAGUUAUCAACAGAGGACUGCAUGGCAUGUCAUGACCUUUUUGAGACCCUUCUGAUUGAUCAUCCCCAGAGGAUGAUGGAGACUUAUCCCUUGAGCACAUUUGUACAGAUCAUUUUGUUUCUUCUUUGUCAUCCAAGUUGGGCUGUCAGGAAGGCAGCUUAUGAAUCUGUUAAGAAAAUUAUUGUUGCUAUUCCACAGUUAUCUGCAUCUACAAUGCUUGGCUUUUACAAUUAUCUCUCAAUGGUUAGUGAAAAGACUCUUCUUUUGAAGACAAGUGACACAGACAGCACAUUGGAAAACCUAAUUCCAACCCUUCCAUCAGUUGAGGUUCUAAUCAAGGCUUUAGUUACCUUAUUGCCAGCAACUUUAUUGGCUGCGCCACAUGUUUGCAUGCAAAUUUUGCUUUGUUCACAUCAUCCAUGUCUCAUUGGCUCAGCAAAUAGAAAUGCAGUAUGGAGGAGGGUGCACAAGUGUUUACAGAAGCAAGGUAUUGAUGCUGUUAAUCUCCUUACCAUUGAUGUUGCUUCUCUGUGUCAGGGUUUGCUGGGCUCUAGGGGCCUGAUGAGUGGAAAUCAUUUUGAGCAAGAAGCAGCAAUAAACUCAUUUUUUACUCUGAUGUCUAUAAUUCCUGGAGAUACUUAUGCUGAAUUUGUUAAGAACUUUAUCAACCUUCCAGACCGUCUUGCACAUGAUAUGUUCUCCGAAAAAGAUAUUCAGAUCUUCCGUACUCCUGAAGGGAUGCUUUCUACUGAACUUGGUGUUUUUAUUGCUGAAUCCGUUUCAGCUAAGAACACGAAACAACCAAAAGGCCGUUUCCGUGCGUAUGAGAGCAUCGAUGAAUUGGAAAAAGAAAAUUCAAAUCGUGUGCCAAAACCUGAAAUUUCUAGCAAAGAUAUGAAUGGGAGAAAAGAUGGUGGGAAGUUAACUAAGAAAUCCGAAAAGGAUAAGGUAAAGACUGCUAAGGAAGAGGCACGUGAGAUGCAGCUUAGGGAGGAAGCCAGCAUCCGUGAAAGAGUCAUAGUCGUGCAAAAUAAUAUUUCUUCAAUGCUGAAAGCUCUGGGGGAAAUGGCCAUAGCUAAUCGGGUCUUUGCACACUGCCAGCUACCUUCUAUGGUGAAACUUAUUGAUCCUCUACUACCCUCACCAGUUGUUGGUGAUGUGGCAUAUGCUGUGCUGGUGAAGGUAUCAAAGUGUGUUGCUCCUCCUCUCUCCAACUGGGCGCUUGAAAUUGCCACUGCUUUGAGGCUUAUCAAGACAGAGGAACCUAAUGUCUUAUGGGCACUAUUUCCAUCAGCUAGUGAGGAGGCUAAUGAAAAUCCUGGUCUUUUUGAGCAAGUAGUAAAUGGAUUAUCAUUUUCUUGUAAUUCUGAGCCUCUUCCUGUGGAUUCAUUUACUUUUGUUUUCCCAAUAAUGGAGAGGAUAUUGCUAGCUUCCAAGAAGACAAGGCUGCACGAAGAUGUCCUCCGCAUAAUUUUCUUGCAUUUGGACCCUGCAUUACCCCUUCCAAGGAUUAGAAUGCUAUCAGCUCUUUAUCAUGUUCUUGGUUGUGUUCCUGCUUAUCAAGCUUCCAUUGGACCAUCACUAAAUGAAUUAUGUCUAGGUUUGACUGCAGCAGAAGUUGCCCCUGCCCUCUCAGGUAUUUAUGCAAAAGAUGUCAAUGUAAGAAUGGCGUGCUUGAAUGCAGCGAAAUGCAUUCCUGCUAUUGCAGGCCACUCUAUUCCUCAAAAUGUCAAAGUUGCAACCAACAUAUGGCUUGCUUUACAUGACCCUGAAAAGUCGGUUGCUGAAGCUGCAGAAGACAUAUGGGAUCACUAUGGAUAUGACUUGGGAACUGAUUAUUCAGGAAUCUUCGAAGCCCUUUCAAACAUCAAUUUUAAUGUUAGAGUUGCCGCUGCUGAAGCAUUAGCUGCUGCUUUAGACGAAAAUCCUGACACUAUACAGGAGUCACUAUCAACUUUAUUCUCUUUGUAUAUCCGUGAUGCUGGAUUUGGUGAGGACAUUAUUGAUGCUGGCUGGAUAGGCAGGCAAGGGAUAGCAUUGGCUUUACACUCAGUUGCGGAUGUGCUUAAGACCAAAGAUCUGCCUGUUGUCAUUACAUUCCUAAUAUCAAGGGCUCUGGCUGAUCCCAAUGUGGAUGUGAGGGGAAGAAUGAUUAAUGCUGGUAUACUGAUCAUUGACAAGCAUGGAAAUGAUAAUGUGUCCCUGCUAUUCCCAAUUUUUGAAAAUUACUUGAACAAAAAGGCUUCAGAUGAAGAGAAAUAUGAUUUGGUACGUGAAGGCGUUGUGAUAUUUACUGGUGCCUUGGCAAAACAUUUGGCAAAGGAUGAUCCAAAGGUUCAUGCUGUUGUUGAAAAGUUGUUGGAUGUGCUAAACACUCCUUCCGAAGCCGUUCAACGUGCAGUUUCUUCCUGUCUUUCUCCUCUGAUGCAAUCAAAACAGGAGGAUGCACCUGGUCUUAUUUCUAGGCUUCUAGAUAAAUUAAUGAAGAGUGACAAAUAUGGGGAGCGGCGAGGAGCAGCAUUUGGACUUGCAGGGGUUGUUAAGGGUUUCAGGAUUUCCUGCCUAAAGAAAUAUGGUAUUGUGAAAGCAUUGCAUGAAGGAUUUCUUGACAGGAAUUCUGCUAAAAGUCGUGAAGGAGCAUUGCUUGCAUUUGAAUGCCUCUGUGAGACAUUAGGAAAAUUGUUUGAGCCCUAUGUCAUUCAAAUGCUUCCACUUCUUCUGGUUUCUUUCUCUGACCAAGUAAUCGCAGUCCGAGAAGCUGCAGAAUGUGCUGCUCGGGCAAUGAUGUCUCAGCUGACUGUUCAUGGAGUGAAACUAAUCCUUCCAUCACUUCUAAAGGGCCUUGAAGAUAAAGCUUGGAGGACAAAACAAAGUAGUGUGCAACUUCUUGGUGCUAUGGCUUACUGUGCGCCACAACAGUUAUCCCAGUGCCUCCCCAAAGUUGUGCCAAAAUUAACAGAGGUCUUGACUGACACUCACCCCAAAGUUCAAUCAGCCGGACAGACUGCACUACAACAAGUGGGGAGUGUUAUAAAGAAUCCAGAGAUAUCUGCCCUUGUGCCUACUCUUUUGACUAGCCUUAUGGAACCCAAUGAACACACAAAAUACUCCCUUGACAUACUCCUUCAGACAACUUUUAUCAACACAGUUGAUGCUCCAUCUCUAGCAUUAUUGGUACCAAUUGUCUAUCGAGGACUUAGAGAAAGGGGUGCUGAAACUAAGAAGAAGGCAGCCCAAAUUGUUGGGAAUAUGUGUUCUUUGGUCACAGAGCCAAGGGACAUGAUACCUUAUAUAGGCUUGCUUCUUCCUGAAGUUAAAAAGGUUCUCCUGGACCCUAUCCCGGAAGUUCGUUCAGUUGCUGCUAGAGCUAUUGGCUCUCUUAUAAGGGGAAUGGGGGAAGAAAACUUCCCAGAUUUGGUGCCUUGGUUGUUAGAUACUCUGAAAUCUGAUGGCAGCAAUGUUGAGCGCUCUGGAGCAGCCCAAGGCCUUAGCGAGGUAUUAUCUGCACUGGGUAUGGAGUACUUUGAGACCAUACUUCCAGAUAUUAUUAGAAACUGUUCCCAUCAAAAAGCAUCAGUUCGUGAUGGCUAUUUGUCACUUUUUAGGUAUCUUCCAAGAUCUUUAGGCACCCAAUUUCAGAACUAUUUGCAGCAGGUUCUUCCAGCAAUUAUAGAUGGACUUGCCGAUGAGAAUGAAUCUGUACGUGAUGCUGCACUUGGCGCCGGCCAUGUUUUGGUGGAGCACUAUGCAACAACGUCAUUACCUCUGCUUCUUCCUGCUGUGGAGGAUGGCAUAUUUAAUGAUAAUUGGCGUAUUAGGCAAAGCUCUGUGGAAUUAUUGGGUGACCUUUUGUUUAAGGUUGCUGGAACAUCUGGUAAAGCUCAUCUUGAGGGUGGCAGUGAUGAUGAAGGUUCAAGUACUGAAGCUCAUGGCCGGGCAAUCAUUGAGGUACUUGGAAGGGAAAAGCGUAAUGAAGUUCUUGCUGCCCUGUACAUGGUUCGGACUGAUGUCAGCAUAACUGUGCGCCAGGCUGCGUUACAUGUCUGGAAAACUAUAGUUGCUAACACUCCAAAGACCUUAAAGGAAAUUAUGCCGGUGUUGAUGAACACGUUAAUAAGCUCUCUGGCUUCCACAUCUUCUGAGAGGCGACAGGUUGCUGGACGAGCGUUGGGUGAGCUAGUUAGGAAACUUGGAGAAAGAGUGCUUCCAAUGAUCAUUCCAAUAUUAUCCCAGGGUCUAAACAACCCUAACCCUGGCAAAAGACAAGGUGUGUGCAUUGGUUUGAGUGAAGUGAUGGCAAGUGCUGGGAAAAGCCAGUUGCUGAAUUUCAUGGACAAGCUUAUCCCAACCAUUCGAGCAGCACUUUGUGAUAGCAUGCCUGAGGUCCGAGAAUCAGCAGGGCUGGCAUUCAGCACUCUUUACAAGAGUGCUGGAUUGCAAGCAAUUGACGAGAUCGUACCAACACUUUUGCAUGCUCUAGAGGAUGAUCAACUCUCUAAUACUGCUCUCGAUGGCUUAAAGCAGAUUCUAAGUGUCAGGACCAGUGCUGUGCUACCUCAUAUCCUUCCCAAGCUUGUACAUCUACCUCUCUCUGCCUUCAAUGCUCAUGCUUUGGGAGCUCUAGCAGAAGUUGCGGGACCUGGUCUUGAUGCCCAUCUUGGUACUAUCCUUCCUGCAUUGCUCACUGCAAUGGGCUAUACUGAUGUGGAGGUCCAAAGUUUGGCCAAGAAAGCAGCAGAAACUGUUGUUUCAGUAAUCGAUGAGGAAGGCAUCGAGCCUGUUUUGUCAGAGCUUCUCAAAGGAGUUGGGGAUAGUCAGGAAUCAACCAGAAAAGCUUCUGCUUACUUGAUUGGAUUUUUGUUCAAAACCAGUGAUCUAUAUCUUGUUGAUGAAGCUCCAAAUGUGAUAUCCACUCUGAUUAUUUUACUAAGUGAUUCAGAUGCAGCUACUGUUACGGCUGCGUGGGAAGCUUUAUCAUGCGUGAUAAGCUCAAUUCCUAAAGAAGUUCUUCCUUCAUAUAUAAAGUUGGUUCGUGAUGCUGUAUCAACAUCAAGGGACAAAGAACGCAGGAAGAGAAAGGGAGGACCAAUUAUAAUACCUGGUUUUUGUCUCCGGAAAGCUCUUCAACCUGUACUUCCUAUCUUCCUUCAGGGUCUUAUGAGUGGAUCAGCUGAUCUAAGAGAACAAGCUGCUUUAGGCCUUGGCGAAUUAAUUGAAGUGACAAGUGAGCAAUCAUUAAAGGAGUUUGUAAUCCCAAUCACCGGGCCAUUGAUUCGUAUAAUAGGGGACAGAUUCCCGUGGCAAGUGAAAAGUGCAAUUCUCUCAACUUUAACCAUCAUAAUACGGAAGGGGGGUUUGGGACUAAAGCCCUUUCUUCCCCAGCUUCAAACAACAUUUGUUAAAUGCUUGCAGGAUAACACAAGAACUGUUCGGACAACUGCUGCUCUUGCACUUGGGAAGCUUAGUGCACUCACAACUAGGAUUGAUCCUCUUGUUGGUGAUCUAUUGUCUGUUUUACAGAUGUCAGAUGUUGCAAUUCGUGAGACUAUUUUGACUGCUUUAAAGGGAGUGAUCAAACAUGCUGGCAAAAGUUUGAGUAGUACUUCAAGAACACGUGUCUAUACACUCUUAAUGGAUUGGAUAAACAAUGAUGAUGACCAAAUACGAGUGUGUGCUGCCAGUAUAUUAGGAAUCAUAUCACAGUACUUGGAAGAUGAAGAAGUUGCUAACGUUCUUAGUGAGACUGCAAAUUCAGCAUUAUCACCUAAUUGGUGCACAAGGCAUGGAGCAGUACUCACGAUCUCUUCCAUCCUAAAGCACAAUCCUGCCUUCAUUUGCACUUCUUCAUCAUAUGAAGCUGUAGUAAAUUGUCUCAAAAGUAGCCUAAAAGAUGAAAAGUUCCCAAUUCGUGAAACAUGUGCAAGAGCAUUUGGAAGACUUUUAUACCAUCAAGUUGAGAGUGAUUCUUCAAACGCUUCUUCACAUCUUGAGAUUCUUGGUUCGUUAGUACUGGCCAUGCAAGACGAUUCAAGUGAAGUCAGAAGAAGAGCAUUGUCUGCUCUAAAGAGCGUUGCCAAAUGUAACCCUAGUGCAUUAAUGAUCCAUGUAUUAAAAUAUGGUCCUGUACUAGCUGAUUUGCUGAAAGAUGGAAGUUCACCGGUGAGACUUGCAGCAGAGAGAUGUGCCUUGCAUGCUUUUCAAUUGGAUAAAGGUGUAGACAAUGUUCAAGCUGCACAAAAGUUUAUCACGGGUUUGGAUGCUAGGCGGAUUUCCAAGCUUCCAGAGCAUAGUGACGCGAGCGACGAAAGUGAUGUUGAUUCUGUGGCCUGAUUUUGCUUUCCAAUUUAUACUUUUCUUUGCCUUUUCAAAUUUUAACAACGGACGAUGAUGUUUCCGUGGCGCGGGAAGUACAUAGCUUCACUUGUGGGGGGAGAGAUGCCAACAUAUAUAUUACACACAAACACAUUGGCUUUGAGGUCCAACCCUUAACGUUGUGAUAUAAACUUAUGUAACAUAUUUGAUCAUCGCAUUGUAAUAUAUCGUGCGAAUUUCGCCUGUUAAGUUCUUAGAAUGUCUUUCAAGUUAUGUACAUUUCGCUAUUGCCCUUGCAGUAUGUAGACUGUAUGCGAUAUAUGUGCCAAAUUUUGAAGUUGCCUUUUUGUUCUUGUUUUGAAAGAAGGAAGUUGCUUAUUAUUGGCCACACUAUUCUGAACUGGUUUAAACCCUCCUGUUCGGCCGAAUCCGGUUCACCAUAUUUUCCAAUUCGAAACCUAAAGGAGAAUUCCAGCAAACCCCAAACCCUGCCGGGGAAAAUUAAGACACGCCGGGGAAAGUAAGGGAGGUAAGGUUAUCUGCAUUUUAUUGGCCAAAUUGGCUAAAUAUCGAGGUAAUAGAAUAGGCCGCUUCACCCAAUCGCACGAAACCAAUAGCCAUCUUCACAUCGCCUUCUUCUUCCGGUUCCGAUCGCACAGGUAUUCCUAUCGCCGUUCAAUUUUAACUUUUUUAUCGGAAUUGCUCUGCUCUUCAAUUCCUCCAUAAACGCUGCAUAGUUAAUCUCUCUUUUGUUUCAAUUUUGAUCGCCAUCUGCUGCUCAAGCGCUGCUGAAAUCAGAUUGUUUUUAGGUGUUUAUUUUUGUUCUGCGAUGGACUUCAAUUUCUAUCGCCAUCUGCUGCUCCUUUGC
Cuscuta campestris is the source of this 8877-nucleotide messenger RNA. The record is from the annotation of a GenBank genome assembly. Lineage: Eukaryota; Viridiplantae; Streptophyta; Magnoliopsida; Solanales; Convolvulaceae.